Molecule: messenger RNA, 482 nt
Organism: Larimichthys crocea (large yellow croaker)
Lineage: Eukaryota; Metazoa; Chordata; Actinopteri; Sciaenidae
Product: gonadotropin subunit beta-2
Exons: 3
Coding region: 1-444 (147 amino acids)
Biological process (GO): ovulation; G protein-coupled receptor signaling pathway
Cellular component (GO): extracellular region; cytoplasm
Molecular function (GO): hormone activity
Source: RefSeq, a predicted model, not a curated record
AUGGCUACACGGGUCAGCACAGCGAUGUUCCCCUUGAUGUUGACUUUGUUUCUGGGAGCCUCAUCUUUCGUUUGGCCCCUGGCUCCUGCAGUGGCCUCCCAGCUGCCGCCCUGCCAGCUCAUCAACCAGACAGUGUCUCUAGAGAAGGAGGGCUGUUCCAAGUGUCACCCUGUGGAAACAACCAUCUGUAGUGGUCACUGCAUCACCAAGGACCCUGUCAUUAAGAUACCAUUCAGCAACGUUUAUCAGCAUGUGUGCACGUACCGGGACUUACACUACAAGACAUUUGAGCUUCCUGACUGCCCGCCCGGUGUGGACCCGACCGUCACAUACCCUGUGGCUUUGAGCUGCCACUGUGGCCGCUGUGCCAUGGACACGUCUGACUGCACCUUCGAGAGCCUGCAGCCCAACUUCUGCAUGAAUGACAUACCUUUCUAUUACUAGACCCAACUAAUAGAACUGUUGUAAAUAAAGAUUAUUAC